Photinus pyralis (common eastern firefly) is the source of this 1705-nucleotide messenger RNA. Its product is annotated as facilitated trehalose transporter Tret1-like. Bases 110 to 1555 code for a protein of 481 amino acids. The transcript has 2 exons. Gene Ontology annotation, cellular component: membrane. The record is from RefSeq and is a predicted model, not a curated record. Gene Ontology annotation, molecular function: transmembrane transporter activity. Lineage: Eukaryota; Metazoa; Arthropoda; Insecta; Coleoptera; Lampyridae. Gene Ontology annotation, biological process: transmembrane transport.
UAUUCGAACUCUAAUCAAGGUCGGAUUAUGGUUUCGUUGAUAACAUUAACACUCAACAGAUUCUAUUUCCAUGUUAGUUCAGUGACGGUGUUCGUGUCGUACGAAAAGAAUGGCGCUAAUAUCCGGGAGGCUUUGCCAAGUUCUCGCGGUUAUUACAGGCACGCUGACGGUGAUAUCAGAUGGAAUGCAUUACGGGUGGUCGUCGCCGAUAGUGCCUCUCUUACAGUCGCCCCAAUCUCCAAUACCCAUAAGUGAAUCAGACGUGCUUUGGCUGGAGAAUUGCCUAAUGUUCGGCGGGAUAGCAGGAUUGUUCCUAACGAUGUACCUUUUGGAUAAGGUGGGUCGGAAAAGAACAAUGUUGAUAGCGGCAGUGGAAAAUUUAAUCGCCUGGGUUUUAAUCGCGACAGCUACAACACCGGAGGUGCUGCUUGUGGCACGGUUCAUAUCUGGUAUCGCAGCCGAUGUCAAUUUUGUGGCCGCACCAGUUUACAUCGCCGAAAUCGCCGAUAAGGAAAUACGUGGCCGAUUAAGUUCGCUAAUAAACAUUUUUUCUCUACUUGGAGUUGUCCUGAUAUACUCUGUUGGACCAUUCGUAUCCAUAACGAUAUCAAGCGCCAUAGGAAUGGGUUUCCUGGUCACUGAGCUUCUCACGUUUUCGUCCAUGCCGGAAAGUCCCCAUUAUCUCUUAGUACGACAGAAACCUGAAGCCGCUAGGGAAUCGCUAAAGGUACUUCGAAAUGUGGACGUCGACGAUGAGCUGAGAGAACUGACGGAAGUAGUCGAAAGGGAAAAUGCUUGUAGGGGGCGACCUUUCGAUUUAAUCAAAGUGAAGAGUUAUCGAAAGGCGAUUUUAAUCAUGACUGUUUUAAACUUUGGACAACAUUUUACGGGUCUCAGCGUUAUGAUAAUGAACUUACACAUAAUUUUGGAAGAAGCUGGCUCAAGUAUCAAAACCAACACUGCGGCGAUCGAAUUUUCUCUUCUAAUGGUGGCAGCUUGUAUAAUUACGAUGUUCCUUAUCGAUUUACUUGGACGAAGAGUACUCCUAACCACCUCCAGCGUUCUCACCGGAAUCUCGCUGCUUGUUCUAGGUGUUUACUUUGCAAUAAAAAAUGCAGGUGGCAAUACCAGAGACUACACCUGGAUACCUGUAGCAUCUUUAAUGGUAUACGCCAUUGUUCAUAAAAUCGGUCUGGGGUCUAUACCAAUUGUGGUCACUGCCGAGCUGUUUCCUACCAACAUUAAAGCUGUCGGCUGCACAGUAGCCGAUUCGAUUUACGUAAUUGCGAGCGCCUCUUCAAUUUUCGUCUUUCACUACAUGCUUCGCCAAUUCGGUAUGCACGCGCCAAUAUUUCUGUUCGCCGCCUGCUCGAUAUUGGUCGGUUUAUUUGUUAUAUUCUUUCUGCCUGAAACGAAGGGCAAAACUUUAGAGCAAAUUCAACAGAUGCUGAAAGGUGAAAGUGACGCAAAUUCGGAAACUACAAAGUUGCUAUCGCCAGUUGGAGAAACAGACGAAGAUUACGGUGCUGUGAUUAACACGCAGGCAGGGCCUUAGUGUAAAAAUGUGAUAUAUAUCAUAGUUUUAAAUGUAUAAUAUGUAAAUAAUUGGUUUUAAAGUAAUUUUAUAUUUUUACGGAUUGAUGUACUGCAACGAGUUGUUUUGCUUACCAAUUCUAAAACAAGUAUUAAACAUUUACCUAUCCAA